UACCGAGCGGUUGGGCGUUCAUCUGCUAGAACUUCGUUCCAUUACCAGUGACUGUGUGUGUGCGUGCGUUGCGUCCGUAUAUGAAUACAUAUGUGUGUGUAUGGUGUGGCAACAACAAUUUGUUAACGCACACACUUACGCGCAGUUAACGAACGCAACUUGGCCCUUAAAAAAGUCCAUCCAAACCGAGAGCAAUAAAAAAAUAAAAAUCACAAAGUGCCAUCGCAAAACAAACAUAAACUCCGAAACGUGCUAAAAAUCGUAAAAAAAAAAAGAAUUUGCGGCGAAAGUUGAGGAGUGUGUUGUUCAUCACCCAAAGUGUUUCGAGUGUAUCCCCGAGUCUUUUAAUGUGCCACCCGCAAGAUGACAUCGCAUUCCUACUAUAAAGACCGCCUGGGCUUCGAUCCCAAUGAGCAGCAGCCGGGCAGCAACAACUCCAUGAAGCGGAGCAGCUCCCGCCAGACGACGCACCAUCAUCAGAGCUACCAUCAUGCCACCACCAGUAGCAGUCAGUCGCCGGCAAGAAUCUCCGUUUCGCCGGGUGGCAACAAUGGAACGCUGGAGUACCAGCGGGAUCGGGAGCUGUAUAGCAACAACGGCAGUCUUCACCACCACCAGCAGCAGCAGCACCACCACCAACAUCAUCAUCAUCAUCGCCACUCGACGACGGGCAGUGCAUCAUCGCCGCUGUACGAGAACAGCAGCAGUCCGGCUGCUCCCAAAAAGGCCAAGCACUCGUCCACCCAGGCGCAGCCGCAGGGUGGCUACGAGGAUGCACUCACCCAGUUUAAAGACGAACGCGAUGCCAUUCAGAAGAAGACUUUCACAAAAUGGGUUAACAAACAUCUGAAAAAGCAUUGGAAGUAUGCUAAGACCUAUACUAUGCUACAUGUUUGUGUAACCACAAAUGGCAUACCCUGUUGUUCUCAGUCUGCCAAUCGUCGUGUGGUGGACUUGUUCGAAGAUCUGCGCGAUGGUCACAAUUUACUUUCACUCCUGGAGGUGCUAUCUGGCGAACACCUGCCACGCGAGAAGGGUAAAAUGCGUUUCCAUAUGCUGCAGAAUGCACAAAUGGCUCUGGACUUUUUGCGCUACAAGAAGAUCAAACUGGUCAACAUACGCGCCGAGGAUAUUGUGGAUGGAAAUCCAAAGUUGACCCUGGGCCUGAUCUGGACCAUCAUAUUGCACUUCCAGAUCUCCGAUAUUGUUGUGGGCAAAGAGGACAACGUAUCCGCUCGGGAGGCUCUGCUGCGCUGGGCACGUCGCUCCACUGCUCGGUAUCCGGGCGUACGUGUCAACGACUUUACGUCGUCGUGGCGAGAUGGAUUGGCUUUCUCGGCGUUGGUGCACCGCAACCGACCGGACUUGCUUGACUGGCGAAAGGCAAGGAACGAUCGGCCAAGGGAGCGCCUGGAGACGGCCUUCCACAUUGUGGAGAAGGAGUACGGAGUUACGCGUCUGCUGGAUCCUGAGGAUGUGGAUACCAACGAGCCGGAUGAGAAGUCCCUCAUCACGUACAUUUCAUCGCUGUACGAUGUGUUCCCGGAGCCACCCUCUAUCCAUCCACUCUUCGACAUGGAGUCACAACGUCGCGUGCACGAAUACCGCGACCUGGCCCAGCAGUUCAUCUACUGGUGCCGCGAGAAGACCGCCUAUCUGCAGGAGCGUUCCUUCCCGCCCACACUUAUUGAGAUGAAGCGUCUGCUGAGCGAUCUGCAGCGUUUCCGCAGCGACGAGGUGAGCGCCCGCAAGCGCGAGAAAUCCAAGCUCAUUCAGAUCUACAAGGAGUUGGAGCGCUACUUCGAAACUGUGGGUGAAGUUGACGUAGAGGCCGAACUGCGGCCGGAUGCCAUCGAGAAGGCCUGGUAUCGCAUGAACACGGCGCUGCAGGAUCGCGAGGUUAUCCUUCAGCAGGAAAUUGAGCGGCUAGAACGGCUGCAGCGACUGGCCGAUAAGGUUCAGCGCGAGAUCAAGCAUGUAGAUCAGAAGCUUACCGAUCUAGAGACCCGAAUUGGCGAGGAGGGUCGGCGCAUCGAGCGACUGCAUCCCGUGGACGCUAAAAGUAUUGUCGAGGCGCUUGAAACCGAGAUACGGCACCUGGAGGAACCCAUCCAGGACAUGAACCAGGACUGCCACGUGCUCAACGAGGGUCGCUAUCCCCAUGUCAGUGAGCUGCACAAGAAGGUCAACAAAUUGCACCAGCGUUGGGCUCAACUGCGCACCAAUUUCCACACGAACCUGGUACAGAAGCUGUCCGGUUUGAAGUAUCCCGUCCACGAGACCACGGUGACGCGUCAAACGCGCAUGGUGGUCGAGUCCCGACAGAUCGACACGAACCCCCAUUUCCGCGAUCUGCAGGAGCACAUUGAGUGGUGCCAAAACAAGUUGAAACAAUUGCUUGCCGCUGACUAUGGCAGCGAUCUGCCGUCGGUAAAGGAGGAACUGGAUCGCCAACAGCACGAGCACAAGAUCAUUGAUCAGUUCCACACGAAAAUACUCAACGACGAACGUCAGCAGACCAAGUUCUCCGGAGAUGAGCUGGCUUUGUACCAGCAGCGUCUCAAUCAGCUGCAGAAGGUGUAUGCCGAGUUGCUUAGCACCUCGACGAAGCGUCUGUCCGAUUUGGACUCGCUGCAGCACUUCCUGGGACAGGCCUCGGCGGAACUGCAGUGGCUUAACGAAAAGGAGCAGGUGGAGAUUACGCGCGACUGGGCGGACAAACAACUCGAUCUUCCCUCCGUGCACAGAUACUACGAGAACCUUAUGUCCGAACUGGAGAAGCGCGAGAUGCACUUUGCCACCAUCCUGGAUCGUGGAGAGGCACUGCUGAACCAACAGCACCCGGCCUCCAAGUGCAUCGAAGCCCAUCUGACAGCCUUGCAACAACAGUGGGCCUGGCUGCUGCAGCUGACACUCUGCUUGGAGGUUCAUUUGAAACACGCCACGGAGUACCAUCAAUUCUUUGGCGAGAUCAAGGAUGCCGAGCAGUGGCUGGCCAAGCGUGACGAAAUACUCAACAGCAAGUUCUCACAGUCAGACUUUGGCUUGGACCAGGGUGAAACUCUACUCAGGGGAAUGCAGGAUCUGCGCGAGGAACUGAAUGCCUUUGGCGAGACAGUGGCCACACUGCAGCGAAGGGCCCAGACAGUGGUGCCUCUUAACAAGCGACGCCAGCCGGUAAAUCGACAAGGACCCGUGCAGGCCAUCUGUGCCUACAAACAGCAGGGUCAACUGCAGAUCGAAAAGGGCGAGACUGUUACGCUCCUGGACAACUCGGGACGUGUGAAGUGGCGCGUGCGCACUGCCAAGGGUCAGGAAGGACCCAUACCGGGCGCUUGCCUGCUACUUCCACCUCCUGACCAGGAGGCCAUCGAUGCCGCCGAACGUUUGAAGCGUCUGUUCGAUCGAUCCGUAGCUCUCUGGCAGAAGAAGCAUCUGCGCCUGCGCCAGAACAUGAUCUUCGCCACCAUUCGUGUGGUUAAGGGCUGGGACUUUGACCAGUUCUUGGCCAUGGGUCCUGAGCAGCGCACGGCCAUCCGGCGUGCCCUCAACGAUGAUGCCGACAAAUUGCUGAGCGAGGGUGAUCCAAACGAUCCGCAGCUGCGACGCCUGCGCCGCGAAAUGGACGAGGUCAAUCGCUUGUUCGAUGAGUUCGAGAAGCGUGCGCGCGCCGAAGAGGAGAGCAAACAGGCCAGUCGCAUCUUCACCGAGGAAUGCCUUGCCAUCAAGAGCAAACUGGAGGACAUGGCCCGUGAGCUGGAUCAUAUUAUACUGGCUCCGUUGCCACGUGAUUUGGACUCCUUAGAGCAUGUGCUCGAAAUUCAUUCGGACUAUGAGCGCAGGCUGCACCUUUUGGAGCCUGAGUUGAAGCAUUUGCAGGAGACUUUCCGUACGAUUGCGUUGAAGACGCCCGUGCUAAAGAAGAGCCUGGACAAUCUUAUGGAGCUGUGGAAGGAGCUGAACACUCAGAGUGGCCUGCACAAGGACCGCCUGAAGUUGCUUGAAGCUUCGCUGGCUGGUCUGGAAGACAAUGAGCAUGUGAUUUCCGAGCUCGAGAACGAGCUGGCCAGGCACCAGGAUCUGCCAUCGACUGCUGAGGGCCUGCAGCAAGUGUUUAAGCAACUGAACCAAAUGCAGGACAUCAUUACACAACAGCAGCCGCAAAUGGAUAAGAUGAACGAUGCGGCCGAUCAGCUGGGACGCAUGGGAGUGCCCACCAAGGUGCUCGGCGACCUCAAGAGACUGCACUCGAACGUGGAGCGCCUGAACACGCGCUGGAGUGCGGUGUGCAACCAAUUGGGUGAAAGAAUGCGCUCAUGCGAGACGGCUAUCGGGCUUAUGAAGAAUCUCCAGUCGAGCGUGCAAGUGGAGGAAUCAUGGGUGGAUGGCACCACGGAGCGACUAUCUGCCAUGCCCACCGCCACUUCGGCGUACGAACUAGACAAACUGCUCGGAGCUGCAAUCGAACGAAAACCAAAAAUCGAAAAUGUCAACGUGGCUGGAGGACGACUUAUACGCGAAGCCAAGAUCUACGAUAGCAAAUGCCUACGCUUCGUGGACUGGCUGGUCGAGGCGCGUCCGUCGUUCUCGCCACCUCGCCGGGAUCUCCGGCCGGCGGAUAGCGAUCCGGGCGCCACACAGUAUUACAGCCAACGUCUGGACAACCUAAACACGAAGUACGACAGAUUGCUGGAACAACUGUCGCAGCGUCUGAAAACUGCAAUCGAAGUCAAUGGCAGCGAUGGUCUGCAAUACGCUGAGAGUCUACAGAAACCGCUCAAGACCUUUAGGGUUGACUUCAGUGCGGGCAGCGUGCCAACUGGCGAUGGCUACGCUGCGCGCCAGGAGGAUCUCUACACCACUACCUACAGCACCACACAAAUCAGCUCAACGAAGACAACGAAAAGCUCUACGAAGAGCGUCUACAGUAGCGAUGGCUUGGACGCCGCUAGUCAGGAGGUUAGCACUGCUAGCCUGCCUCAAUCGCAGAUCCAAUUCAACGAAAUCCGUACGCUCAAGCGCUCUCAACAGCUGGGUGGCCAUUCCGUGCUGGAUAUAGCCGGAAUACGCGAUCCGCGUACGGGUCGCGUACUGACCAUCGGAGAAGCCAUCCAGCUUCGCAUUCUGGACGUGCGCACCGGCGAGAUGCUAGUGGGUGAUCGCCGUAUCACGCUGGAACAAGCUGCCGACCAAGGACUGAUCGAUUUGCAACUGGCAAAGCAAUUGCUUGAGCCCGGUGCCGGCAGAGAUGCCAGCGGACGGGAGCUGUCGCUCCUGGAGGUUAUUCAGCGCGAGAUUAGCGAAGCGGAAUCCGGUUACGAGACGGCCGAGAAGCGGAUCAAGGUAAACAACACGGUCACCGUAGAGCAAACCUCCGGAGAGCUGGGCUCUCCCGAGAAUCCACGCAACAUUGCCGAUGCCAUUACUGCGGGGAGUGUGGACACCAAGACCGGCCUGUAUCGCGUCAAAUCCGGACAGACGAUCAGCCUGGCGGAGGCCUACGAGCGUGGCUACCUCAUCCGGCACGAGUCGGUGACAAUCAAGUCGAAUGCGCUGUGCCUGAGCGAUGCGAUUGCGCAUGGCCUGGUCGAUGGCGCCGGCUGGAUAGCGGAUCGCAAUUCCGGCGACAAGUUCCGAUUGGAUUCGGCCAUUGCCAAUCAACUAAUAGACGCGAGUGUGCGCGAAGUGGUGGACGCGAAACGCGAUACGAAGAUCACACUGCAGGAGGCACUGCAGUCGGGCGUACUAAAUGCCAAAACGGGUCGGUACGUGAACGAGGUGACCAAGGAGAAGUUAACCUUCGCAGAGGCGCGCAACCGUCAGUUGAUCGUGAAACCGUACACGCUGAAGGACAUCUGCGAUCUGAAUCUGCUCGAUAAACAGGCCCAGAUCACGAGUCCCAUGCGCCGCGAAAAGUUGAGCAUUAUGCAGGCCAUCGAGGCCGGUGUACUGGACGGUAAUUUGCUCAAGUGCAUCACCAAACGUAAGGGUGAAUUGGUCACCCUUCAGGAGGCCAUCGCCGACGGCAUCGUGUUGCCGGCCGAGUGCAAGUACCGCGACUUUAUGACCGGUGAGCUGAUCAGCAUUCCGGAGGCGGUGGAACGCGGUCUGAUUAGCUCGGUGGCGCAGCGUUCAAUCUUCGAUAUUGACGGGUUCAAGGAUCUGAGGAGCAAUGACUAUGUGAGCUUUAAUGUGGCCCUCUCGCGCGAUCUUUUGCGUCGCAAGAGUACGGGCUUUGCCUUAGAGACGGGUAGGGAUAGUCUGGUGCCACUCGAGGUGGCUGUUAGUGAGGGACUGGUGCGCCAGGAGGUGUACGAGAUGUUUAGCCGUGGCAUUGGUGUUCAGAAUGCCAGUGGUAAGGAGCUUAGCGUCUUUGAUUUGGUCUAUCACAAUCUGAUUGACCCGAAGACUGGUUAUCUUUUGGAUCCCAAGACCGGGGAGACAGUGCCCCUGGACACCGCCAUCGAGCGGAAGUUUAUCACUCCCGAGGGUGCUCUCCUACUAAGUAGUUUGCUCAAUAUCACUUUGACCACGGAAACGGUGACGCGGACGAUCAAUCGUUAUGUGACAAUCAGGGCUGGUUCCCAGGAGCCAGUCGACAGCGUGUUGCUUACCUUCACGGAGGCAGUGCGUCAAGGUUUCAUUGACGAGGAGAGGCAACUCUUCAAAGAUCCCAAAACGGGCAAUAUUUACUCAGUACAGCAGGCCCUCAACUAUGGCUUGUUAGUUCCCGAUAGCAAUCAGACAGUUCCGGAGCCAACAAAUAGGAAAAAAACAAAAUCCACUAUUACCAUUGUGACCAAGCAAAUCAUACCGGAAGCAGAGCCCAUCAAGCUAAACACACAGCACACCAAGUACGUCGAGAAGUCGGUGGAGAUUCCCAUUUCCCAGGAAUUAGUAAAGCCGCAUCGUGUGGUCUCCGAAUUUAUUAACAUGGAAAAGUCCAGCUAUAUCGAACAAAACGUAACGGAGCGCCAGAUCAUGGAGCUGCCCCCAGGAGGAUGGCGACUAAAGGACGCCAUUGAGCAGCGCCUGUUUAAUCCAGAUACGGGAGUAUUCCAUGUGCAGGGCACAGAUCGAUUGGUUAACUUUGAGGAGUGUAUCAACAAGCAGAUUAUUAACAAUCUAUCGCUCUCCGUAAUUGAUCCCAGCACUGGCGACAAGAUCUCCGUGCAGUCAGCCUUUGAGCGUGAUAUCUUGGACAGUUAUGGCAACUAUACGAAUAGCCGGAAACAAGUCCAGGGCAUGCGCAGUGCCAUUGACGAGGGUAAGAUCAUUCUGGAAACCGUCCCGACUACGAGAGGCGCCAACCAAAAGACAAUUCUUCGCAUCACUAAAGUAAACAACAUUCCGGAUGUGUUGGAGGUUUCCACGCCCCUGAAGGAUGCCCCGCCCAAGUUUGUCGAGGUGCUCACCUGCCAACGAGAGCUCGCCUCUCCAGAGCCACUGCAAAUUGCGCCGGGCGCCAUCUAUGAUCCGUCCACUGCCCUAGUAAUCUUCACGCAGACCGGAGAGACUGAAAAUAUCUUCGAUGCCGCCCGUCAGGGUCUGGUUGACGAGCACCUAAUUAAAAUUGUGGAUCCGACAACCAAGCAACCCAUUUCCGUUACCGAGGCGAUAGCGCGUUCUAUUUACGAUCCAAAGACAGCCACUAUUCUUGAUUCUGAGGGUCAGCCAGUGGACUUGAUCACAGCAACUAAACUGGGACUAUUGAGUGUGGUAGGUGCUCCAUUGGUUGCCGCCGAGGGAGCUUUGCGAACUGUGCGUUUCGUCACAGAUCCACGAACUGGUGAGCAAAUUCCAGUGGAGGUGGCAUACGAACGAGGCAUUGUCUCCCGGGAUCAUUUGCAUCGCGGAAGGUCCUUUGACAGUGAACCGUCAACGGUCGAGGACAAAGUUGUAGUCCUCCAGAGAAUGCGCAAGGUCAUUCUCAAGCCGAAGGAUGCUUUACGAAAGGGAAUCAUCGACGAGGAGACCUGUGAAAUACUUGAAAACACGAGUAACUUCACUAAUCCCAAAGGAGAGGUGGUAAACAUAACUGAGGCACUGAACACCGGUCUAAUUGAUGGACGUCGUGGUCAGGUGAUCGAUCCCCAAAACAAUAGAGUCUUGAAUUUGAGGCAAGCAGUGGAACAGAAGAUUAUUGAUUCCGAGCAGACUAACCAUAUUCUCAUGCCGUUGGCCAAGAGCUUAUCGGUGCCGCGUCUGGCAGACCAGGGAUUAAUUGAUCCACAAACUCAGAGUAUUGUCCAUCCGGAGAGUGGUUAUCCCCUGAGCAUCCAUGAGGCCAUAGUAUGUGAGGUCUUGGAUCCGCAUUCGAAACUGCAUAAGCCCGAAAAAUGCACCCUAGAGGAAGCGAUCACUAAGGGCAUUAUUAAUGCCGAUGAUUCCACAUUCAGCUAUAAGAAGAAUACACUCAACAUUACUGAAGCCAUUGAUGCGAAACUUUUUGAUCCUAGUUACGAUCAGCAAAAAUCUAAGGUGGAAAUUCCGCCGGUGGGUAUGAUAUUCCCUGUUGCUGUGGAAAAGAGCCUGGUGGAACCGUCCAAGCGAGUUGUUCUGCAUCCAAGUACAAAGAAAGCACUUCCCAUCAAGCAAGCCAUCGAGGAAAACUUUAUCAUGUCCAUUCCCUACUCUCCCAAGCCAGAUGCAAUCGAGGUGGUGACUGCCAUGGAGCGAGAUCUCAUCGAUGUAGCUGCCCAAACUCUGACUGUACCGUCCACUGGUGAACGUAUACCUCUACGACAAGCUAUGGAAAAUGGUGUUCUGGUGGUAAAGAAUCUCUCAGAUUUUGUGAUUACCCAAAAACCCAUUCCCAAAACGGAGAUCAUGGAGACGGUGCGUGCGGUCCACACGGUGACUACUAAAACCAUUGAGCUUAUGCAAGGCUACGUCCUCAUUUCUAACAAUGAAGUGCAGAACGUUAAUACCGGUGAGGUGUGCAGCUUGGAGGAAGCUAAGGAGCUGGGAAUUCUGCGCGAAGAAUCCACAACUCGGGAGACAAAAGCAGCGGCCGGCGAAAGUCCGGAAUCGAUUGGCGCCGUAGUUACCAGCGGCGAUCAAACUGUUGUUGUGGAAGAGCGCACCCAGACAGUGGUGGUCAGUUCGGAUACCCGCAAGCAAGAGAUGCAAGUGGUCAGCACGACGCAAUCCACCAAGGACACAUCCGUUCCAAGUGUAAGUGAAAUCGAUACAAAGGGCAGCAAGGAGCCAUCGAAGACGUUGCAAAAUGUAAAAGAUGCCGCCAAAUUGGGUGCACUGGGCGUGAUCGCAGCUCCUGUACUGGCCGGAGGCGCCAUCGUAAGUGGCGUUAAAAGUCUUAUCAAAUCUGUGAAAUCUCCAACGGAAGAUGCCAAGACCACUGAAAAACCUAAGGAACCUCAAACCAGCUUCAUUGAACAGGAGCGCCGUAAAGAGCUACAGCCGCAACAAGUGCCAAGUGAGGUGGAUAAUCUCCUCAGUGAAACGGAGAAUUUUAUCAGCUCUACGACUGCCAACUUUAUUGCCAACGAAAAACAGCAGGAUAUGCCCGAUACGCUGCCACAGGAAAGCAUUCUACCCUUGGAAGUUGAAUCAACAAGCACUUUGACCACCACAACAGUAACAACAAUUACUACAUCAAGUACAACGACGGAGACCGGAAAUCUGGAGCCAGUUGUGGUAGAGGAUGUCUCGACCACAGUUAAGGAGGAUACAGUGGUGGUUAAGCCCAGUAAAGUGCCUGAAGAUAAAACAGAGGUUUCUAAAAUAACUGAAACCAUAACCACCGUGACUUCUAAUGAAACAGAUACAGUACCAGAAAAGAUAUCACCAGAACCAGCUUCCGAGGAGUCACCAAAGAAAGAUCCAGUGGUAACAAAAGACACAAGUUCCAGGCCAGCUGAAACGGAGGCAUCUCCCAAGCCUGCUCAAAAGGAACUAACUCCCGAGCCAGACCAAAAUGCAGAAUUCGUUGAAUCUGUUAAAAAAGAUCCAACUCCUGAGCCGGAUUACAAGGAGAACACUAGCGAGCCAGCACAAAUCACACCAAAGGAACCAUCUCCUGCUCCAACCAGUAAAAACGAACAAUCAUCUGAACCUACCUCAAAGCCAGAGCCAAUGCCCAGAACUGCUAAAAAGGAAGAGAUUUCUGAAAUUGAGCCCCCCUUCACAGCACCACUGGCUCCAUUUGUUGAUCAAGUAGAGGAGACCAAGAUCACUGAAAUUAAAACCGAAAUUAAAGAACCCGUUACAAGUUCCCAAACUAUUACAACCAUUACCACAACGGUAAAAACAGUCGAUGAACAGCCCAUAGUGGAGGAAAUAACUGAGGUCAGCAAAUCUGAGAACAUUGUAGAUGUGCAAGUUAAGGAACCAACUGUCCAAGAACCUAUAAAGGUGAAUGAGACGAACGAUGAUACCACCAGGACUGAACCUACCAAUGAAAUAGUGCUUGAAGAAAGAGUUGUCACUGUCGAAGAGCCGACGAUCACGGAAACUACUGUAACAACAACAACUAUCACUACAACAACAUCUUCAACCGAGGAAACCCUGCCCCAAGAGAAUACAGCCACAGUAAAGGAAUCGCCUUUGAAUGAGCCUGUGCCUUCAUCCCCAGCUGAACCUACAGAGAUUGAGCAGAAAACCAAUGAUGAACAAAAGAAGCCGGAAGAAAUUGUAGACACCGAAAAGAAAACGACGGAGCCGAAGCCGGUGGAAACUAUUCCAACCGAGCCAGUAAGCACAUCUGAAACAACAGUGACAGUUACCACCAAGACAACAAUUGUUGAUGAAGGAAAACUACAACAACCAAGUGAUCUUGAGCAAAUUGUUCAACCGCAUUCAACUUCGGACAAACAUCAAUCUCUUGUUGAUUUCAUUCAGCAGGAGAAGGGCACUCAGCCAGCGGAAAGUGGUAGCAAGAUUUUGCAGAAUGUGAAGGAUGCUGCCAAGCUGGGCGCUCUAGCCAUUGUAGGUGCACCAGUUCUUGCGGGCAAGGCUUUGGUAGAUGCCCUAACCACAGAAAAGACAAUUAAGCCAGAACCUUCCACAACACAAGUUGUGACCGAGACAGUGGAAGAACUACCAACAGAGAUACUUACCACCAGCACUGCUACAUUAGUUACCAAAGUCACCACCACGACUACCACCACAACGACAUCCACCAGUGAGGGCACUCCCGAUGAUGAGGCUCGGGACGUAGUUAAACUGCCUGCUGAAUUGGUUGAAAGCUCUGUAAAGCGAGAAGUGCCCAGGACACUGGCCAUUGGCGAUGCCAUCUCCCAAAAGUUGAUUAGCCCCGAUGAGUGCCAGGUGAUCGUAGAUGGAGAACAGCAGUCGCAGACCGUUUCCACGCUACUCAAGGAGGAGCAGCUGAGCCCAUUGGACGAAGUACAGAUCAUCGACGACAAACUAAUUGUUCUGCAGCAGGUGUCUUACCUGGUAGACGCAGACACAGAACUGACGCCACAGAAUCUGUAUGAACUUAACAUCUACGAUCCAGAGAAUCAAUACUUUAUUGAUCCUAGUACUGGCCAGAAGAUUUCCUUCCAUACGUUGGUAUUUGACAUGAAUGUUUUCAACCCGGAAACUAUUUUGGUUAAGAACUUUAGUACCGGCAAAUACGAGACUCUUACAGCAGCCUUGGAGCGUCCACUUCUGGACAGGCACACAGGACACAUGGUGGAUCCGAAGACAGGCAAGAAAAUCCCAUUCUUUGAGUGCGUUGACCGCCAAUGGAUUAUCCGAGCCAAUCCCGAAGAGCAAAAGCCAUCGGGCAUCGAGAACGUGACAAUAGACACACAGACAGGACAGGUGGUGCUUGACGAUGGUCGGGUUUGCUCCAUUGUUGAGGCCAUCAACAGUGGCAAGCUGGACAUUCAGUCGAUAUCGGUGCGCGACCCAGUCAGCGGUGAGGUGAUUCCACUGCGUAUGGCAAUUGAGUUGGGGGUGGUAGACAUGCAGGCGGGCACAGUGAUAGAUAUUCAGACGCUCAAAGAGAUUCCCAUGGAGUUAGCUUUCCAGCUGGGCUUCCUAGUGCCCGGUGCACGCAAACCCAUUUCCCUGGAGGCUGCCGUACGCAAAGGUCUCUACGACCCCGAGACGGGAAAACUCUUCGACUCAGAGAGUCAAAACCAGGUCGAUGUUCAGAAGUCGAUUGAAAUUGGUUUAGUUGACCCGAAGAUCUCAUUGAUUGUGGAUACUGUCACAAAGAAGGAAGUCAAGCUGGAUUGCGCUAUCGAAGACGAUUUGGUGCUGCCCGCCACGGGUCAAAUCAAAGACAAUAAGAACAACACUCUGGUGCCCUUCGAUGUAGGUGUACAACAGCGUUUGCUGAAAACCGACAACGUCACCUGGAGCUUGCCAGAGUUGCUUCAGCGCGAAUACUACACGCCCAGCACUGGCAAGGUUCUUAAUCCUGUCACCGGCGAGGAGAUUCUUCUUCAGCAAGCCAUUGAAAUGGGCUUUGUGGAACUAGAAACGACUUUAGUCAAGGAUGUCGAUCAUGAUAAGAUUUUGCCGGGCAAGGAGGCGGCCAAGGUGGGUCUUCUGGACACUGUUCGCGGAACACUAAGCUCGCCCAACAUUAGUCUCGACGAGGCUUUCGUAAAGGGCUACCUUAUAAGCACGAAAAAGCCGCUUUCCCUGGUCGAUUGUCUGCUGCGCGGUCUUUACGAUCCUUCGACAGCAAAGUUCACCAUCGACGACAAGCAGUUGGACCUGAAGACCGCCAUUGCCCAAAAGCUCAUUAAUCCCGAAGAGCUGGUGUUGCUUGAUCCCAAGACAGAGUCAAUUAUUUCCAUUACAGAAGCGAUCGCAAAGGGUUAUCUUGAUCCGAUUGAGGGAUAUGUGAUUAACCCAUAUGCUUCUACCAAACUGUCCCUCCAUGAAGCCCUGGAGAAUCGCAUUCUCAUCCCGCCCAAGCGAAAGCGCAGCUUGCCCGAUGCUGUCUACCGCGGUCUUUACGACCCCAAGACUGGUCAAUUUAGCAACACGGUGACCCGCGAGAAGCUCACAACUGAACGUGCCAUUCGUAGGGGCAUCCUCGAUCCCGAUUCGACGGUCGUCAAUGUGGGUUCGGGACAAAUCAUUCCAUUUGGGGUGGCCACCGAGACUGGAAUCGUGGACAGUAAGCAUGGUACGGUGAGGGAUGCCGAUGAUCACCCGAUUGACUUUAAGGAAGCAUUCGAUCGAGGUAUUUUGGUCGAAGCCAAGAAGCCUCUUCGUCUUAUUGAGGCUGUGGUGAAGAAUGUCUACGACGAGGUGGAUGGACACUUUGUCGAUCCGAAGUCGGGCGAGAAGCUGAACUUUGCCGAGGCCUUAAACACGAAUUUACUGGACGAGCAUAGUGUGCAGAUCAGAGACUUCAAGACUGGUCUGUACAAGCAGCUGAACCUUACACACGCUAAAGACACCGGCAUUAUCGAUGCCCAAAAUUCCAAGCUACUGUAUAACAACCAGACAAUGACCCUUAAGCACGCCUUUGAUAUUGGAAUCCUAAUGGAUGUCAAUGCGCCCAUCAGCAUCCAGCGAGCAAUUCAUCAGGGACUAUUCGACGACAAGACCGGCAAGCUAAGCGAUCCCAGAACUGGUCGCCAGAUUACAUUACUCGAAAGCAUGCGCAGUUUCGUGGUUAAUCCUCACCUGCCCUGCUACUUCGAUGAGCAGACAGAACAGAUGUACACUCUGAGCGAGACCUGUAGAAAUGGCAUCAUCAAUAGAAGGGAGGGUGUCUUCCGGGAACCGGGAAGCAAUUCGUUUGUUCCUCUGGGCGAGGCCCUAAGCCUGGGUCUCAUUGUGGACAUUGAGAAUGCCGGUUUUGGUCUGUACGAAUUAUUGUCGAUGGGCUUCUAUGACCCUUCCACACGUAAGGUUCUGCAUCCAGUCACAAAUCGCAAGCUUAAUCUCAACGAAGCUUGCGUGGAGGAUGUAGUUAGCCUGUCAUCCAGCUUAGUCAAACACCACGAGACCGGCAAGUACCUUCGGUUGGCCAAUGCUAUCAAGGAGCAGUUAGUUGAUGACUCUAGGGGUUGUUACAAUCUGGGCAACGAACAGUUGGAUCUCCAGGCGGCUAGGGCCAAGGGUUUAAUUGUUUCCAAUCGUCGCCUCCUCAGCCUUGAACUCGUAUUGCGCCAACAACUUUACCGCCCCGAAACAGGCAAAUUCUGCGAUCCAACAACGGGUGAAUAUCUAGACCUAAUCGAAGCCAUCCAUUCGGGUUUCAUAGACCCCGCGACUACCGUAUUCAAAAACCAGCUUACUGGUAAGGAGUUACCGCUAACAGAAGCUAUUGAGAAUGGUGAUAUUGAUGUGUCCAAGGGUAGAGUAUUUGAUCCCAAGUCUAAGUCAGCUUAUAACUACGACGUGGCACUCUCGCGCGGAAUUCUUGUCACCAUUACUCGACCACUAACCGAUCGCAAUGAUGUGGUGCGUCGCCAGGACAGCGUCGAAUUACUAAAUCAAACACCCGUGAGCGUUGUGAUUAGCAAACCGCGUGAAAUGUCUCUCGAGGAGGCCAUUCGUUACAACAUAAUCGAUCCCAAGACCGCGCUCGUUCGCGAUUUCGAUAGCUUUAAGUUCCUGCCUUACUCGGUAGCCGUGGAACGCGGUCUCGUGGACGCCACCAAGCGCACACUCGUGGAUCCAAAGGCCCUGUACUUUGCCUUCGAUCCCACUUUAAUAGUUUACGUGCGUGAACCGGUCACCUUUGACCAGGCGGCCGAGUCCAAGUGUCUGGACUUGCAGACCGGACUGCUGACCUAUGUGCCAGCGAGUGUACCUGGAUCCGCACCAGCGGCAUCAGCCAGCGACGAUAGCGCAAACGAUUCGCUGACUGUCAUCGAAACGCCCAAGGUAUACACGCUCAAGGAGGCCGCCAGUGCGGGCGUGGUGGAUCCCGACUCGGCUCUAGUCAAGGACUUGGCCAAGGCCAAGCUGGUCCGAUUGCCAGAGGCCUUCCGAAAGGGCCUAAUGGAUGCCAACAAGGCGAACGUGCUCAACACCCAGACCUCGAAGCUCUGCACCCUGCAAGAGGCCUACGAAAGUGGCCUGAUCUGCACGCCUAAGCGCUCAUUCGGUUUGCUAGAAGCCAUCACCUUUAAUUUGUACAACCCAACCAAUGGCUGCCUAGUUGAUCCCUUCCAAAUGCAUCCAGACAUCAUCCGGCGCCGCAAGUUCACGCUGGCCGAUGCCAUUGGCUCAGGUCUGGUUGAUCCAUCGUCGACAGUGGUGCGUGACCCCAGCACUGGGGUCAUUGUCCCACUGACGGCUGCCAUUAGCAGUGGGCUAAUCGAUGCCUCCGAGGGACGCCUGACCGACGCCAAUGAGCCGAAGAACAACAUCGACCUAGUGAAGGCCGCCGAGAAGGGUCUGCUCCUGCCGGCAGAACAGAGGCAAGCAGUAUUCGAGAAGUUCAACAUGUGCGAAGAGAAUGUCAACGAUCUGUUGAAAUGGGUCACCACUGUGGAACAGAAAAUCUCAAGUGUCGGCGGACCUCGUGAAAAGAUCGAUGAGUUGCGCAACCAGAUUAAUGCCCUCAAGCAAAUCAAGGAUGAGAUCGAGUCUCAGCAGCGACCAGUAGCCACUUGUUUGGAGCAAAUCCGUCAGAUCGUGCUCACCGGUGGUGAUGUUUUGUCUGCCCCCGAAGUGACCACUCUGGAGAACUCCGGCCGGGAGUUGCGUUCGCGUGUGGAUCGUGUCAACGAUCGCACCGUACGCUUGCUCCGCCGCCUGGAAGCAGGUCGAGAUGAGCUCACCAAACUGCGCAGCGAAUUGGAUGUAUUCUCCGAUUGGUUGCAAGUCGCCCGACGCACUUUGGAGGACAAGGAACGUUCCCUGUCCGACCUGACCCGGCUGCCCUCUCAGGCCGAUUCGGUUCGUGAGUUUGUCAGCGAUGUGAUUGGGCACCAGGCCGAUCUGCGGUUCAUCACAAUGGCCGCACAGAAGUUUGUGGACGAGAGCAAGGAGUUCUUGGCCAUACUGAACGACUUCCGUACUUCACUGCCCGAACGCUUGCCUCAUGUUGAGCCACUGUCCAGUGCCGAGAGUCCCAUACGCCAAGAGGUAUCGCUGGUCUCGGCGCAGUACAAGGAUCUGUUGAACCGUGUGAAUGCUCUGCAAGAUCGCGUCUCCGGUUUGGGUGGACGCCAGCGUGAGUACCAGGAUGCAUUGGACAAGGCCAACGAGUGGAUGAGAAGUGUGCAUCCGCGUGUGUCGCGCAUUAUCUCUGAACCGAUUGCCGGCGAUCCUAAGGGAGUGCAGGAUCAGAUGAACGAGGCCAAGGCCCUACACAAUGAGCUGCUUUCUAGUGGUCGUUUGGUGGACAAUGCACAGCAGGCUCUUGAUAAUCUGCUGCGCAGCCUUGGUGGCCAACUCAGUCCCAUGGAGAUCAAUCAGUUGGAACUGCCUAUUGCCGAUCUGAAGAACAACUACCAGCAGCUGCUGGAUAAUCUGGGCGAGCACUGCAAAACUCUGGACAAGACUUUGGUGCAAUCGCAGGGCGUGCAGGAUGCCUUGGACAGUCUUGUGGGAUGGGUUAACCAGGCCGAGGAUAAGUUCAAGAUGAAUCUGCGACCCGCCUCGCUUAUUAAGGAGCGUCUGCAGGAGCAGAUCCGCGAGCACAAGGUCCUGCUAGCCGAUCUUCAAUCUCACCAGGCCAGCAUCGACAGCGUUCAAGUCUCGGCCAAACAUCUGCUUGCCAGCGCAUCGAAUGCCCGCAUUGCCAAGAAGGUGGAAUCGAAUCUAAACGAUGUGACCGUCAAGUUCGAGAAGCUCUACGAGAAGGCCAACAAGCGUGGUGAAUUCUUAGAUGACGUUUACAACCGAUUAAGCCGGUAUCUGGAUGAAAUCAGCACCGUGGAGCAGCGUAUGGCCAGCUUACAGGAGGCUCUAGAUAGCCGCGAGACAAGCCUGCUUUCAACUGAAGAGUUGGCUCGCCGCAUGAACGAACUGUCGCGUGACAAAGACCAACUGGCUCCGCAGUUUGAGGAUUGCGUGCGCAGUGGCAAGGAUCUUAUCAGCCUGCGAGAUGUCACCGAUACUGGAGUUUUGCGCGAUCGUAUUAAGGCACUGGAAUCUCAGUGGCGCAACAUUAACAUCAGCAUCGAUGAGCGCGCCAAGCUGUCCAAGCAAAAGGCCGAACAACAACUGGCCUACGAGGGACUGAAGGAUCAGGUCCUCUCCUGGCUGGCCAGCACUGAAGCGCGAGUUAACGGCCUUCCGCCAGUAGCAAUCGAUCUGGACAGAAUUAAGCAGCAGAACGACGAGCUGAAGCCCAUAUGCAAGGAUUACCGCGACUAUGCACCAACUAUUGACAAAAUUAACGAUAUUGGAGCACAGUACGAUGCGCUGAUCCGUCCAGAGAGUCCUGCCCGCAAACGCUCCACUUAUAGUCCGAUUAAGCGGGCCAGUCCGUUGCGCCGCAUGUCCGGAGACGCUAGAAGCCCCAGCCCCACCAAGGGAGGCAUCCUGUCGCCACUAUCGACUGGUUCCAGUGGAUUCGGUAGCCGCAGAUCCUCCCAGGAUGGAUUCCAGCUGUCUGAGCUAUCUCCGGUGCAGCAGCAGCUGAGCGAGAUCAACAAUCGCUAUGGGCUGAUUGGCGUGCGCCUCAAUGACCGUCAACAUGAGCUGGACAACCUGAGCGAGGAGCUUCGCAAGCAGUACGAGAAUCUGAAGGGACUAGCUCAGUUCCUGGAGCGCAUUCAGCGUCAAUUGCCCAAGGAGUCCGUAUCAAACAAGGACGAGGCCGAGCGCUGCAUUAAGCAGGCGCGCAAGAUCCUCGAAGACAUGUACGAGAAGCAGAGUCUUCUUGACACCACCAAGGCUCAGGUGAAGGAUAUCCUCCGCCGCAAGUCGGAUGUGCCCGGCGCCGAACAAUUGCGCCAGGAGAACGAUAGCAUCCAAGAGAAGUGGAAGAAUCUCAACGACAUCUGCAAGAAUCGCAUUGCCUUCUCCGAGAAGCUACGUGACUUUUUGGACACCCAUGGAAAUCUGAAGAGCUGGCUGGACAGUAAGGAACGUAUGUUAACCGUGCUGGGACCCAUCUCUUCCGAUCCCCGUAUGGUCCAGAGCCAGGUGCAGCAGGUGCAAGUGCUUCGCGAGGAAUUCCGCACUCAGCAACCACAACUGAAGCAUUUCCAGGAGCUCGGACAUGAUGUUGUCGACCAUUUGGCCGGCACACCCGAUGCCCAGGCCGUCGAAAUUAAACUGAAGGACAUUCUGGGCAAGUGGGAUGAUCUGGUUGGAAAGCUAGACGACCGUGCAAACAGUUUGGGCGGUGCGGCUGACAGUUCCAAGGAGUUCGAUGCUGCUGUCAAUCGUUUGCGUGAGGCUCUGCAGAACAUUAGCGAUAAUCUGGAUACUUUGCCCAUGGAUGGCGAUCACCAGGAGAAUCUCCGCAAAAUCGAGAACCUGGAGCGCCAGCUUGAGGGUCAACGACCGCUGUUAGCCGAUGUGGAGCAAUCCGCCGCCACUCUGUGCAACAUUCUGGGUGAUCCCGCCUCGCGCGCUGAUGUCAACUCUCGUGUCGCAGCUCUGGAGAAACAGUAUUUGGCCCUCCAGAAGAAACUGGAUACCAAGAAGGCAGAAACAGAGGCUUCCCUCCGGGAUGGCCGCCACUUUGCCGAGAAUUGCUCAAAGACUCUUGGUUGGUUGGGCGGAGAGCUCUCCAACCUGACCGACAGGCUUCUGGUCUCUGCGCACAAGCCAACACUGCAGCACCAGAUCGAUACCCAUGAGCCGAUCUAUCGUGAGGUAAUGGCCCGUGAGCAUGAAGUUAUUAUGCUAAUCAACAAGGGCAAAGAUCUAACCGAUCGCCAGCAGGAUCGCGGAGUUAAGCGUGAUUUGGAUCGCAUCCAGCAGCAGUGGGAGAAACUGCGCCGUGAAGCCGUCGAUCGCCACACCCGACUGCAGACGUGCAUGGAGCACUGCAAGAAGUACUCCCAAACUUCGGAGACUUUCCUGGCCUGGCUGCGUACCGCGGAGGAUAAGUUGUCUGAUCUUACACCCGGCUUGUUGUCCAAGGCAAAGCUGGAGACGCGUCUGCGUGAUCUGCAGACCUUCCGUAGUGAGGUUUGGAAGCAUUCCGGAGAAUUCGAAAACACCAAGGGAUUGGGAGAGACAUUCCUCACCAGCUGCGACAUCGAUAAGGAACCCAUUAAGGCAGAGCUUCAGGACAUCCGUGAUCGUUGGGAGAGACUCAACAAUGAUCUGAUUGCCCGUGCUCAUGAAAUUGAAAACUGCUCGCGUCGUUUGGGCGAUUUUAAUGAUGAGCUGCGAAACCUGGAUCAUUCUUUAGGUCGCUGCGAGGAUCGACUUGCUGCACACGAUGCUCUCGGUGGAGCUGCCAAGGAUCCCAAACUUUUGGAGCGUGUCAAGGCCAUACGCGAAGAGCUCACUAAUUUGAGCAAGCCUUUGCAGUCACUUAAGGCUCUGGCAAAGGAUAUCAGUGCUGAGGCUAGGGCUGCUGGCGGAGAUGCUGACCAUUUGACCAGUGAAGUCGAUGGUCUGGCCGACCGCAUGUCCGAGUUACAGGGUCGCCUGGAUGAUCGCUGCGGAGAACUGCAAUCUGCAGCCACCGCAGUGUCCCAAUUCAACGAACAAAUGAAGAGUUUGGGCAUUGAUCUGAACGAUCUGGAGACCGAGAUUGAAAAGCUCUCGCCGCCCGGCCGUGAAAUUAAGAUUGUGCAAGUGCAAAUCGACGAUGUCGGCAAGAUCCAGAACAAAUUGGAUCGCCUUGUGGGUCGUUUGGAGGAUGCAGAACGUGCUGCUGAUGUUUUGGUAGAUGCAGGAUUCGCUGCAGACACGACCCAGACCCGUGAGCAAAUCUCCACGCUGCGAAAGACGUUGGGUCGUUUGGACAACCGAGUUCGCGAUCACGAGGAUAAUCUUCAUUCCACUUUGAAAGCACUUCGCGAAUUCUACGACAAUCAAUCUCAAACUCUGGAUGACAUUCAAGACGUGAGCGAUGAGUUCAAGCGCAUGAAGCCCGUGGGUUCGGAGUUGGAUCAGAUUCGCCGCCAGCAAGAGGACUUCCGUAACUUCAGGGAGCGCAAGGUAGAACCACUGGCCAUCAAUGUGGACAAGGUAAACGUUGCUGGCAGAGACCUAGUGCGUUCGGCUGGCAGUGGUGUUUCCACCACGGCCAUUGAGAAGGAUCUGGAAAAGCUAAACGACCGCUGGAACGAUUUGAAGGAGCGAAUGAACGAGCGCGAUCGACGUUUGGAUGUGGCUCUACUGCAAUCUGGAAAGUUCCAGGAGGCGUUGGCAGGUCUAUCCAAGUGGCUCAGCGACACCGAGGAGAUGGUGGCUAAUCAGAAGCCGCCUAGCUCCGAUUAUAAGGUGGUAAAGGCACAGCUGCAGGAGCAAAAGUUCCUCAAGAAAAUGCUUUUGGAUCGUCAAAACUCCAUGGGAUCUCUGGCCAACCUCGGCAAGGAAGUUGCCAAUCACUGUGAACCCGGUGAACGUGCCUCCAUUGAGAAACAGUUGAACGAUUUGAUGAAGCGAUUCGAUGCCCUGACCGACGGAGCCGAACAACGUGAGUUGGAUCUUGAGGAAGCCAUGGAGGUGGCUAAGCGAUUCCAUGACAAGAUCAGCCCAUUGGAACUCUGGCUGGACAACACGGAGCGAUCUGUAAAGGCAAUGGAACUGAUACCUACUGACGAAGAGAAGAUCCAGCAGCGUAUCCGCGAACACGACCGUCUACACGACGAAAUCUUGGGAAAGAAGCCCGACUUUUCCGAUCUUGCCGAUGUCGCCGCCCAGCUGAUGCAUUUGGUUAGCGACGAGGAAGCCGUUAAUCUGGGCGAGAAGGUGCGCGGUGUGACUGAGCGGUACACAGGAUUGGUGGAUGCCAGCGACAACAUUGGAGCUCUGCUAGCCGAAUCACGCCAGGGAUUGCGUCACUUGGUCUUGAGUUAUCAGGAUCUGGUGGCCUGGAUGGAAAGUAUGGAAGCGGAGCUGAAGCGCUUUAAGUCCGUUCCCGUGUACGCUGAAAAGCUGCUGGAACAGAUGGAUCAUCUGCUGGAGCUAAACGAGAACAUUGCCGGUCACGCUUCGAAUGUGGAAUCUACUGUGGAAUCCGGAGCCGAGCUGAUGAAGCACAUUUCCAACGAUGAAGCUAUCCAACUGAAGGACAAGUUAGACUCCCUGCAACGUCGCUAUGGCGACUUGACCAACCGUGGUGGAGAUCUGCUGAAGAGUGCACAGAAUGCACUGCCAUUGGUGCAGCAAUUCCAUGAAGCUCACAACCGUUUAGUGGAAUGGAUGCAAAGUGCUGAAGCUGCUCUUGCUCCCAGCGAGCCGCGUCAAGCUGAUGUGCUUCGGCUGGAGGGUGAAUUGGCUGAUAUGCGUCCUAUUCUGGACAGCAUCAAUCAAGUGGGACCCCAGCUGUGUCAGCUUUCUCCGGGAGAAGGUGCUGCCACCAUUGAGAGCAUUGUGACCCGAGACAACCGUCGCUUCGAUUCCAUUGUGGAGCAAAUCCAACGCAAGGCGGAGCGUCUCCACCUGAGCAACCAGCGCGCCAAGGAAGUGACAGGUGACAUUGAUGAACUGCUUGAGUGGUUCCGUGAAAUGGACACAACUCUUCGCGAAGCCGAUCUGCCUGCCAUGGAGCCAAAGUUGGUGCGAGCCCAAUUGCAGGAGCAUCGUUCCAUCAACGAUGACAUUUCCAGUCAGAAGGGACGUGUACGAGAUGUUACGGCGGCCUCCAAGAAGGUGCUUCGUGAGUCCCCACAGAGCGAGAACACCGCCACUCUUCGUGAGAAAUUGGAUGAUUUGAAGGAGAUCGUCGACACUGUUGCUCAAUUGUGCAGCGAGCGACUGGGCAUCCUGGAACAGGCUCUGCCCCUGUCGGAGCAUUUCGCCGAUUCCCAUCAGGGACUCACCGCCUGGUUGGAUGACAUGGAGCAGCAGAUCUCGCGAUUGAGCAUGCCGGCUUUGCGUCCUGACCAGAUCACUUUGCAGCAGGACAAGAACGAACGUCUUCUGCAAUCCAUCGCGGAACAUAAGCCACUGCUAGACAAACUGAACAAGACUGGUGAGGCUUUGGGUGCAUUGGUGGCCGAUGAUGAUGGUGCUAAGAUCAACGAGAUUUUGGACACGGACAACGCCCGGUAUGCCGCACUCCGCUUGGAACUCCGUGAACGGCAGCAGGCGCUCGAGAGUGCCCUGCAGGAAUCCAGCCAGUUCUCCGACAAGUUGGAGGGCAUGCUGCGUGCUCUGGCCAACACCGUGGAUCAGGUCAAUCAAUUAGAUCCCCUGUCCGCUCUUCCGCAGAAGAUACGUGAGCAGAUCGAGGAUAAUGAUGCUUUAAUGGACGAUCUGGACAAGCGACAGGAUGCUUUCAGUGCUGUGCAGCGUGCGGCCAACGAUGUUAUCGCUAAGGCUGGCAACAAAGCUGAUCCAGCUGUGCGUGACAUUAAGGCCAAGCUGGAGAAGCUGAACAACCUCUGGAACGAUGUGCAGAACGCCACCAAGAAGAGAGGCAGCUCGUUGGACGACAUCCUAAGCGUAGCCGAACCCUUCUGGAAGCAACUGAACAGCGUGAUGAAGACUCUAAAGGAUCUAGAAGAGACACUAUCUUGCCAGGAGCCACCAGCGGCCCAGCCCCAGGACAUCAAGAAGCAACAAGUGGCGCUGCAGGAGAUCCGCCACGAGAUCGACCAGACCAAACCAGAGGUCGAGCAGGUGCGACGUCACGGCAGCAACCUGAUGAACAUGUGCGGCGAGCCCGACAAGCCAGAGGUCAAGAAGCACAUCGAGGACUUGGACAACGCGUGGGACAACAUCACGGCGCUGUAUGCCAAGCGCGAGGAGAACCUCAUCGAUGCCAUGGAGAAGGCCAUGGAGUUCCACGAGACACUGCAGAACCUCCUCAAGUUCUUGACCAAGGCCGAGGACAAGUUUGCCCAUCUGGGAGCUGUGGGUUCGGACAUUGAUGCCGUCAAGCGACAGAUUGAACAACUCAAGUCGUUCAAGGAUGAAGUCGAUCCGCAUAUGGUUGAAGUAGAAGCAUUAAACAGACAAGCUGUGGAACUGACGGAACGCACUUCACCCGAGCAAGCGGCAUCGAUCCGCGAACCCCUGUCGGUGGUCAAUCGCCGCUGGGAGGCCCUACUCCGUGGCAUGGUCGAGCGCCAGAAGCAACUGGAACACGCUCUGCUGCACUUGGGUCAAUUCCAGCAUGCCCUGAAUGAGCUACUGGUCUGGAUCAACAAGACCGACAGCACACUGGACCAACUUAAGCCGAUACCUGGAGAUCCGCAACUGCUAGAGGUUGAAUUGGCCAAGCUAAAGGUGCUGGCCAAUGACAUUCAGGCCCACCAGAACUCAGUGGACACACUGAACGAUGCGGGCCGACAGUUGAUUGAAACCGAGAAGGGAUCUGUGGAGGCUUCUACCACUCAGGAGAAGCUGCGCAAACUAAACAACGAAUGGAAGCAGCUCCUCCAAAAGGCCAGCGACCGACAGCAUGAACUAGAGGAGGCUCUGCGCGAAGCUCACGGAUAUAUUGCCGAGGUCCAGGAUAUUCUGGGAUGGCUGGGCGAUGUAGACGCAGUGAUUGGAGCUAGCAAGCCUGUGGGCGGACUUCCCGAGACUGCUACUGAGCAACUGGAACGUUUCAUGGAGGUGUACAACGAGCUGGAUGAAAACAGACCCAAGGUGGAGACGAUUCAGGCCCAGGGCCAGGAGUACAUCAAGCGUCAGAACCAAAUGAAGGUCUCGUCCAGCAACUUACAGCAUACGCUCCGCACGCUGAAGCAACGUUGGGAUGCCGUGGUAUCCCGUGCAUCCGACAAGAAGAUUAAGUUGGAAAUUGCACUCAAGGAAGCCACCGAGUUCCAUGACACACUGCAAGCCUUUGUUGAAUGGCUGACCCAGGCCGAAAAGCUGCUGUCCAAUGCCGAGCCAGUCUCUCGCGUCCUGGAAACCAUUCAGGCCCAGAUGGAGGAGCACAAGGUGCUGCAGAAGGAUGUGAGCACUCAUCGCGAAGCCAUGCUGCUGCUGGACAAGAAGGGAACUCACCUUAAGUACUUCAGCCAGAAGCAGGACGUGAUCUUGAUUAAGAACCUGCUCGUUUCUGUGCAACAUCGAUGGGAACGAGUGGUGAGCAAGGCCGCGGAACGCACUCGUGCUCUGGACCAUGGCUACAAAGAGGCUCGCGAGUUCAACGACGCCUGGAGUGGCAUGAUGCAGUAUCUGCAGGAAACCGAACAGGUGCUGGAUCAAAUCAUCGAGGAAGCCACAGCGUCCAAGGAACCACAAAAGAUCAAGAAGUACAUUGGCAAGCUGAAGGAGACCCACCGUCAGCUGGGCGCCAAGCAAUCGGUCUACGACGGAACCAUGCGCACCGGAAAGAAUCUUUUGGAGCGAGCUCCCAAGGGCGAUCGUCCAGUGUUGGACAAAAUGCUGAUCGAACUGAAGGAACAAUGGACUCGAGUGUGGUCCAAGAGUAUCGACCGUCAGCGCAAGCUGGAGGAGGCUUUGCUUCUUUCCGGACAGUUCAGCGAUGCUCUGGGUGAGCUUCUUGAGUGGUUGAAGAAGGCGAAGAGCCGCCUGAACGAAAAUGGACCAGUCCACGGUGAUUUGGAGACGGUUCAAGGUCUAUGCGAGCACCACAAGCACAUUGAGCAGGAUCUGCAGAAGCGCGCUGCGCAAAUGCAAGGAGUGCUCAAGACAGGACGGGACCUAGAGCGGUCUGGAAACAAUCCCGAAGUUGGACGUCAGCUCGAUGAGAUGCAGUCCAUUUGGGAGGAGGUCAAGAGUGCCGUCGCCAAACGCGGCGAGCGUCUCCAGGUGGCUCUUGUUGAUGCCGAGAAGCUUAAUGCCCGUGUCCAGGCUCUCUUUGAUUGGCUGGAUCAUGCCGAGCACAAGCUACGAUAUGCCAAGAAUGCCCCUGAUGACGAGAAGGUGUCCCGUGAAAUGAUGGACAUCCACAUGGACUUUAUGAAGGACCUGCGAGUGCGCGAGCGUGAGAAGACCGAGACUUUUGAGUACGCCGAAGACAUUAUCAACAAGGCCUACCCCGAUGCCAUUCCGAUCAUCAAGAACUGGCUUUCGAUUAUCCAGCAGCGUUGGGAGGAGGUGCGCCAAUGGGCCAUCAAUCGCGAGUCGAAGCUGGAACAGCAUCUGCAGUCGCUCAAGGAUUUGGACGACACCAUUGAGGAGCUGUUGGCUUGGCUCAGCGGACUCGAGGGCACCUUGUUGAACCUGAAGCACGAACAGCUGCCGGACGAGAUUCCGCCCGUGGAGAAAUUGAUCGAAGACCACAAGGAGUUCAUGGAAAACACUGCUCGCCGCCAAAACGAAGUGGACCGCGCCUGCAAACCAAGACAGUUGCCACCAGGAGCGCGCAAGCCAUCGCGUAGCGGCAAGACGCCAGUCUUCAAGGGAUCUCGUGACCAGGGACUCAAUGCCCGCAAGGGAAGUCGUAUCACGCCCACACGUGAUACGCCCGACAGAGAUCGCCUGCCGCACUAUGGCCCCCGAUUCUCGCCAAGCACCUCGGGACCGGAACUGGAAUUCCGUUCUCCACGCGCGAAGCUUCUGUGGACCAAGUGGCGCGAUGUCUGGAUGCUCUCAUGGGAGCGCCAGCGGCUGCUUAACGAUCAUCUGCUGUAUCUGAAGGAUGUGGAGCGUGCCCGCAACUUCAGCUGGGACGAUUGGCGCAAGCGCUUCCUCAAGUACAUGAACCACAAGAAGUCGCGCUUGACGGAUCUGUUCCGGAAAAUGGAUAAGGAUAACAAUGGCAUGAUUCCGCGCGAUGUCUUCAUCGAUGGCAUACUCAAUACGAAAUUCGAUACAUCUGGCUUGGAAAUGAAGGCUGUAGCCGAUUUGUUCGAUCGCAAUGGCGAAGGCCUCAUCGACUGGCAAGAGUUCAUUGCCGCCCUUCGUCCCGAUUGGCAAGAGCGCAAGCCAGCCAAUGAUUCGGACAAAAUACACGAUGAAGUCAAACGCCUGGUCAUGCUGUGUACCUGCCGACAGAAGUUCCGCGUGUUCCAAGUUGGCGAGGGCAAGUACAGAUUUGGAGACUCCCAGAAACUGCGCCUGGUUCGUAUCCUUCGCAGCACUGUUAUGGUGCGCGUGGGUGGCGGCUGGGUUGCCCUGGACGAAUUCCUGCAGAAGAACGAUCCUUGUCGCGCCAAGGGACGCACUAACAUAGAGCUACGCGAGCAAUUCAUAUUGGCCGAUGGCGUCUCGCAGAGCAUGGCCGCAUUCACGCCCAGACGUUCCACGCCAAAUGCGGCCGCCACUGCCUCCUCCUCACCCCAUGCCCACAAUGGCGGCAGCUCCAACUUGCCCCCAUAUAUGAGUGGACAGGGUCCCAUCAUCAAGGUACGCGAGCGCUCCGUCCGCUCGAUUCCCAUGUCACGACCGUCGCGCUCCUCACUUUCGGCCAGCACCCCCGACUCCCUGAGCGACAACGAGGGCAGCCACGGUGGACCUUCCGGCCGGUACACACCACGCAAGGUCACCUACACGAGCACGCGCACGGGUCUCACGCCAGGAGGCUCUCGUGCCGGCUCCAAGCCAAACUCGCGCCCGCUCAGCAGACAGGGAUCAAAGCCGCCAUCGCGACAUGGCUCCACGCUGUCGCUGGAUAGCACAGACGAUCACACGCCCUCACGCAUUCCGCAACGCAAACCUUCAACGGGCAGCACAGCCAGCGGUACCACACCGCGUCCGGCGCGACUUUCGGUGACCACCACCACGACUCCCGGCAGUCGUCUCAAUGGCACCAGCACCAUCACCCGCAAAACCGCCUCCGGAUCGGCUAGUCCGGCGCCCACAAGCAACGGAGGCAUGAGUAGAUCAUCCAGUAUACCAGCACUAACAGGCUUCGGCUUCAAACCAAUUAGGCGGAACAUCAGCGGUAGCUCAACGCCCUCCGGGAUGCAAACGCCUCGAAAGAGCUCAGCGGAGCCCACAUUCAGCUCCACAAUGAGACGCACUUCGCGGGGAACCACACCGACGGAGAAGCGUGAGCCAUUCCGGCUAUAGGAAGCCACCUUUAUGGAUGAUAGAGAAGCAAAAGAAUGCCAAUAUUUAAACCACAUACAAACACACAACUCUACGUACUAACUACGCACUGAAGUUCUAAACUAAAACCCCCAAAAACCUCUCCCAAACUAAUCGAGGCUACAUUAGCAAUGAAUGUAGCAGCAGGAACAGCACACAGUUCUACAAAAGAGACUAACUUUGAAGUGCCCUAAUGGAGUGGUGGAGCGAAACAAUUUAUAGAUGUUUAUACUAUAUAUAUUUUGUAAAAGACACAGUUAAGAUGAAAGUUAUGCAGACAUAUAGCUAGCACACAAAGUUGAUCAGACAAGCAACCUACUUACGAGUACUACUACUACUAAUACUACCUUUUGCUACUACUAAUUUGUAAUGCCCACUACCUUUAUUCACUAGUUAUACACGUUUCCGAAAUUAUGAUUUGUAUAUACUUAUAAAGCGAAAAGCAAGCGUAAAUUAAUGAAAAAUACACUCCAAGUGCUCUAAGGCAAUUAAACAAACAAAAAAAUAAAAAUACAAACAAAAACCCAUAAGAAAAUAUCGAAAAACUUUAGUGAAAAAAAAAAAACAUUCGAAUGAAAUGCCGCGGUCUCUGCUGCAAACCAUCUUGAGACUCAGUUCUCCACUGGAAUCGCCAGUCCGGUGGAAUCCUAGCCAGGUGUGGCACGUGGCAGAGGCGGAACGGCCAAAAAAAUAA
This is a messenger RNA of Drosophila mauritiana, 27688 nucleotides long. RefSeq names its product microtubule-actin cross-linking factor 1 (gene shot). Gene Ontology annotation, cellular component: intermediate filament; cytoplasm; membrane. The coding region runs from base 364 to 26976 and encodes 8870 amino acids. Lineage: Eukaryota; Metazoa; Arthropoda; Insecta; Diptera; Drosophilidae. The record is from RefSeq and is a predicted model, not a curated record. Gene Ontology annotation, molecular function: calcium ion binding; structural molecule activity; microtubule binding. Gene Ontology annotation, biological process: intermediate filament cytoskeleton organization; wound healing. The transcript has 33 exons.